Molecule: messenger RNA, 1649 nt
Organism: Galendromus occidentalis (western predatory mite)
Lineage: Eukaryota; Metazoa; Arthropoda; Arachnida; Mesostigmata; Phytoseiidae
Gene: Alg10
Product: alpha-1,2-glucosyltransferase Alg10
Exons: 1
Coding region: 238-1527 (429 amino acids)
Biological process (GO): protein N-linked glycosylation; dolichol-linked oligosaccharide biosynthetic process
Cellular component (GO): endoplasmic reticulum
Molecular function (GO): dolichyl pyrophosphate Glc2Man9GlcNAc2 alpha-1,2-glucosyltransferase activity
Source: RefSeq, a predicted model, not a curated record
GGCUGCGCUGGUUGCGGAAGCCUCGGGAAUUCCGACAAUGCUCCUGGAGUACGAUUUGCGCCCAUACUCAUCCCGCAUCGUCGUCAGAAACGGUAUCCUGUAAGGACUGACGGAUCAUCGCGAGGAUCGCGGAGAGAGAAGUGCUCUUUUCCCUGUAGCCGACCUUCCGCUCAUCCCCGGCUCAUGGUGUGAUCAAGGGUUUUGGAACCAGGAAAAAACCGCAAUCGAAACCUCGACAUGGCGGGAUCCAUGUCGCGACAGUGGGAACUGUUGAUAUACUGUGCUUUCGUAUCUGUAGUGUGCUGGAUCGCUAACAUCGUGAACUCGAAAGUUCCCAUACCCUACAUGGACGAAAUUUUCCACGUCGGGCAAGCACAACGGUACUGUGAUGGGGACUAUUCUACUUGGGACCCGAAAAUCACGACGCCGCCAGGGCUUUACUUCUCAAGUAAACCGAUGAGUCUACUCACCGCCUGCUCCCUGGACGUCUUACGAGCAACCAACAUAAUUUUCACGCUCGCGAACGUCUAUACCAUGCACCAGAUCCGGCAGCAUCUCCAGCACGACUCUGUGAUAACUUCGUUGGUCAUCGUGCUUCUUCCCGUGAACUUUUUCUUCACGUUCCUUUACUACACUGAUCCGGGAUGUAUAUUCUGCCUGUUGCUCAUGUAUUUAUUUUUUCUGAAGGGACAGCACUACCUAGCCGCGUUGUCCGGCUUUGCGGGAAUAUUCUUCAGGCAGACAUCUGUAGUUUGGGUUUUCUUCGUCGCCUGUCUGACCCUUUCGAAACACGUAGAGCGUGUGAUCAAGCUGCCAAUCCCUACCUCCGAUAAAUUCAAGACAUUGUUGAUAGAUGCUCUACGAGACUGUUUCGGCUACGGAGUCGUCGGUGUUCUGUUUCUGGUUUUCCUGAAGCUCAACGAUGGCAUCACGCUGGGGGAUCGAGAUGCUCACAAGGCCGUGAUCCACUUGGCUCAGAUCGGGAACUUCCUCUUGUUCGCGCUGCUCUUCGGCGCGCCGUAUAUUCUCAGCUUGAGCAAUUUCAUACGGUUCCUAGACUUCGCGACGAAGUAUCCCAUCCACAUCUUGGUGACUUCUCUCGUGAUGUACGGUCUCUUCGAGAACUUCAUAUACGUCCAUCCUUACAUGCUCGCCGACAAUCGUCAUUACACGUUCUACAUCUGGAGGAGAUUCCUCUCGAGAGAAUCGAUUCGCCAAGUUAUGGUCGUCGUGUAUAUAUACGUAGCGUUCUGUCUAUACAACUGUGUCAGGCACAUGGGGCGCGUAUGGAUAACAUUUUUCGUACUGUGUACGAUGAUCACGAUAGUUCCUCAGCAGUUGUUCGAGUUUCGGUACUUCGUCUGGCCUUUGCUGGUCCUUCGCUUGCAUUUUCGUCAGAAGAAACACCAGCUAGUCGCCGAGGCCCUUGCGUACAUCGCUCUGAACUGCAUCACUUUCUACAUAUUCCUGUUCAGCCCCUUCGUGUGGCGCCACGAUCCUGGACACAUACAGCGCUUCAUGUGGUGAACGGCGAACGUCCAGUGUAAAGUUGUAAAAAUCUUACGUAUAUCGUCGAUAAUAAUCUAUCGGAGUUAUUUUGUUUGAUGAUAAUUAAUAGUAGCGGCACUGAAUAAACUUCGGUGGGACAG